AUGACAGGAAUAGGAAUCGGAAACGUUGAAGUUGGUGCACUAAUUACCAUAAUUUUCAUAUUUGCUCCAACUGUUUCAUCGCAAAGUUCACCAGAGAUACCCGAAGAUAAAUCACAAGUGAGUGCGUGGUUUGACGCCAACGUCAUGCCUGCAUCUGAGAGAACUGGCAGCAUAGACCCUGUCCUUGCACAGGCCGAGACUGAACCUACAGUGGUAAAAGUGGUGCAAGGUGGCGGUGGAGAUUUUGAAACCAUAACCGAAGCCAUUGAGAGCGUUCCGGAAGGGAACGACAAACGCGUGAUUAUAUCGAUUGGACCUGGUUCUUAUAAAGAGAAAAUCAAAAUUGAACGAACUAAACCAUUCAUUACAUUCCAUGGGGAUCCCGACGGGAUGCCAACUUUGACAUUCGAUGGUACCGCACAUGAUUAUGGAACAGUAGACAGUGCCUCCCUUAUUGUGGAGUUUGAUUUCUUUAUGGCUGUUAAUCUCAUUAUAGAAAAUUCUGCUUCGAGACCAGACGGGAAAACGGAGGGAGCACAAGCGGUUGCCCUGAGAAUCUCUAGCGAUGAGGCGGCUUUCUAUAACUGCAAGAUCAUUGGUUUCCAAGAUACUUUGUGUGAUGACAGGGGCAACCAUUUCUUUAUGAACUGCUAUAUUCAUGCCACUGUUGAUUUCAUUUUCGAAAGUGAAAAGUCUUUGUAUCUGAACACAGAAUUAUACGUAGACGGGGAUACGGGACUAACAGUAAUCACAGCACAAGCAAGGGAAAGUCAAGAGGAGAACACUGGUUAUUCUUUUGUGCAUUGCACCAUUACUGGAACAGCGCAAGGUGCAUAUCUGGGUAGAGCUUGGAAGACCAGUCCAAAAGUUGUUUAUGCCUACACUGAUAUGAGCGAAGUCAUCAAUCCCGAGGGAUGGUCUCAUAAUUUACAACCUGAGCGCGCCCAAACUGUUUUCUACGGAGAAUACAAGAACACAGGGCCAGGAGCUGAUCAAGCUGGGCGAGUGCCAUUCGCUGCACAGCUAACUGAGAAUGUUGCCCAAGAAUUCUUAAAUCUUGGUUGCAUUGAGGGUAGCAGAUGGUUGCUUCCGCCUCCAAAUAUCUAA
This is a messenger RNA of Gossypium raimondii (Peruvian cotton), 1107 nucleotides long. RefSeq names its product pectinesterase PPME1-like. Gene Ontology annotation, biological process: cell wall modification. Bases 1 to 1107 code for a protein of 368 amino acids. Lineage: Eukaryota; Viridiplantae; Streptophyta; Magnoliopsida; Malvales; Malvaceae. The record is from RefSeq and is a predicted model, not a curated record. The transcript has 4 exons. Gene Ontology annotation, molecular function: pectinesterase activity.